UGGGCCCGGCACUCCGUCAAGCCAUCCUCAACACAACCUUCGAAGGCCUCACAGGAAGGGUCUCCCUCACCCCACACGGUGACCUGCAAGCUGAUGCCACGGAGGUGCUCAACGUGGUGAAUGCUACAGCCAUGAGGGUUGGCUUCUGGACGCCUGCCUGGCAACUCACGCGCUCUCUAAAGCGGCCAUCCAAGAACCAGCAAGAGGCACUGAACAUAGUGUUUCCGGGUGGGGUGACACAAGUACCCAUAGGCGCAUUUCCCAAGACAAAACUUCGAUUAGCUGUUCCAAAUAAAGUGGUCUACAAGCAGUUUGUCAACAUCUCCAAGGGAGAGGGCAAAGAGCGCUUCUCAGGGUUCUGCAUCGAUGUCUUCCGAGCAGCUGUGGCCAUGCUGCCAUACCCGCUCGACUAUGAGUUUGUGCAGUAUGGCGAGGAGAACGUCUCCCCCAGCUACAACCAGAUGGUGCUGGCUGUGGCGGACAAGAAAUACGACGGGGCCAUUGGAGACAUCACAGUCACAGAGACACGCAACAAGGAAGUGUUCUUCACAUACCCCAUCUUUCCAUCAGGUCUGGGGAUAAUGGGGUACGCAAAGGAGAAUUCAAGUCCCUGGCUGGCGUUCCAGCCGUUCACAGCGAGCAUGUGGGGAGUGACAAUGGCGCUGUGCGUGCUAGCAGGGCUCAUCACCUCGUUCCUGGACGAGCAGUCUAAUGAGGCCUUCCGAGAGAAACUGCAUCAGCGCCUGCAGAACGCCGCGUGGUUCGGCCUGCAAACGCUCUAUGCCAUCCUGGAGUACCCUGUUCGCACCUCCCUCGCCCGGCUCUUUGUCAUCGUGUUUCUCAUCGUCGGCUACCUUAUAGUCACAAUGUACACGGCGAACCUCACGUCUAUUGUCACAGUCAACCGGCUCAAACCCUCCGCAAUGGACAUUGGUUCCGCCGCCUCGACCUCAUCCCCCAUUGGCUACCAGCUGGGGUCAUUCAUCAAUGCGUACCUGCAGCAGAUGGGCAUCCCCGCGAACCGCUUGGUGGCACUGAAUAACGAGGAUGAGUAUGUAGAGGCGUUGACCUCGGGCCGAGUGGGGGUGAUAGUGGACGAGAACCCGUACCUCGAGCUCUUCUCCCUCGACUUUUGCGACGUCGCCCUCGCGCCUCAGCCCUUCUCCCUCCUCAACCUCGCUUUUGCCUUCCCCAAGGGCUCUCAGCUGGGUCUAGACAUAUCACAGGCGAUCGUGCAACUGUCCAUGUCAGGCAAGUUGCAGCAGCUGCGGGAGCAACACUUCAGUGGGAUCAACAGCUCAUGCACCCAACCCAGCAGCAGCAGCGACAGCAGCAGCUACGGUAUAUCCUCCUCCUCCUCUUCCGGGAUCUCCUCACUGGCGGCAGACUCGGCAGUGCAGCUGUCGAUGCACAAGUUCCUCGGGCUGUAUAUCAUCUUUGGCUCUGUCUCGCUGGGCUGCUGCUUGCUCUACGUGCUGCUCCUCAUUCACCGCGGCUACCGCGCGAGCAGAGAGGCUGCUCGCCUACAGGACGCUCAGAACCAAGCUGAGAUCCAACGGCUCGUGUUUGAUUAUCAUCCGGUGCACACAGGAUCUGACGGCCCACAUGGUGCCGAGUCAGGAUUGGCAGCUCCAGCUGCGGGAGUGGCAUUGAGAGGCCACGAGUGGGAGGGAGGUAGCAACUGGGGUGGGGAGCAUUUGGGAGGGGAAGACCUGUUUGUGUUUGGUCAAACUGCUCCUCUCAGUCGCAGGAGCAGCUGCAGCAGUGGAGAAAGUUUUGAGGCGCCUCAAACCAGUCUUCUUCACUGCAAAGGAAGCAGCAGUGGGGGUUUUGAGAUGGGACAGAGUGGAAUUGGUGGGGGUGGUUUUGACAGCAGUGGCAGUAGUUUUGGCGGGGGUGGCAGUAGAAGGGUGGGGGGGCUUCAGAGCAGCAUUGGCGGGUCGAUCGGCAGCAGUGGGUGCAUUGGCACUCAUGCUGCUGUGGGUGGGUCAAGCUUGACACAGGUUGCUGAGGAGGGCGAAGAGGCGGAGGAGGAAGAGGAGGAGGAUGAGGACGAGUUUGAGAAGAGCACAAUUCUGAGAGGGGUUGAGAGACGAGAGAAGGAGAAGGAGAAGGAGGAGAGGCAGGGGAAAGAGAUGAGAGUGUCUGAGAUAAGAGAGGAUGGCGAGGAGGAUGAGGAUGAGGAUGAUGAGGAGGAAGGGGAGGGGGAGGAGGAUGAGCAACUGAUGGGAUUGCUUGGAGAGGCUGUUGUUUAUGGGGAUGGACACAGCAGACCCACCGUUGCAGCAACAGCAGCAUCCCCUGUGGAUACUUUCGGCCAGCAUACUUCGUCUUCUAGCGCCCUCACUUCCCCUCGAACUGACAGGUGGCAGUACCAGAUGGCCCGCAACAGACGAACAACACAACACCGCCGCACUCCCUCUCUUCCUAACUCCCUUCCCCCUCUCUCCCCUCGUUCCCCCUCCAACAUCUCCCCACACUCCCACCCUCACUUCCUUCCUCACUCCCCCACGCAAACCCCUCUGUCCCCUGCCUCGCAACACCAAUUUCAACACCUCUCCUCUCCUCCAAACCCCCACCCAAUAUCAGCUUCUCAAUCCGCCCUCUGCCUCGGCUCACACUCACAUCCCCUUGUUCCCACCCGCCUGCCUUCCCCACCCGCCCACCUCGUCCCAAACCGAAACAACAGCAUGUCAGCACCGAACCAUGAGUCGCCACAACAGCAAGGAGGGAACCAUGUCAGCGCAACUUUCAACCGAGCAGCAGUAACGGUUACCGCAUCGUCCAGCCUCCAGGAGACGCGAGCAGAGGCGUUAAAUCAGCUGCACCUGCCCCAGCAGCCAUCACCCACCAGGCGACACGCCUCCCCGGUUUCCCACCGUGCCCCACUUGGCAUGCCCGACCGAUUGCCAUCAAAGCGCUUUCAGGCAGCUUUCGAGUUUACUGCGUCGAGCCAAGACCUGAGAAAAGCAGGAGGGAGAGCGCGGCAGAGUCAGCAGUGGCAGCAGCAGCAGCAGCAGCAGCAGCACCGCAGAACCUCCUCUGCUGAAGACGUGAAUCGAAUCCACACCGCCAAUCGCAUCUCGCCACGUCAGCGCCUCGCUAGAUCACCCGAUGACCACUCGCCCGUACAGCUGUCACUGCGUGGCAACUCCGAACAGCUGAACCGCAUCAUCUCUCCACGGGCCUUCCCGCUUGGCCCCGAGCAGCAGAGCCCCGACGCUCUUUCUCAACAGAUGCAUUCCGGAAGUUUGGGGUGGGAGGAGCUGGAAGAGCAAUGCAGAGACAGUGAGCCAGCUGCGGAUGGUGGGAGCGGAGGGCCGGCAGCAGCAGCACUUGGCGUGGAGCAGGAGGGGCCUUCAUGGGCAUGA
Closterium sp. Naga37s-1 is the source of this 3371-nucleotide messenger RNA. NCBI's taxonomy places the organism in Eukaryota, Viridiplantae, Streptophyta, Zygnematophyceae, Desmidiales, Closteriaceae. The record is from the annotation of a GenBank genome assembly.